AUGUUGGCUAAAAAACGAGGAGGUCUUAAUAAGACCAGAAGAAUGGCGAAGAAAAAUGCACCGGCAGCUUUGCAAACUGAAGUUAGUAAUGAUGAUGAAUGGACUAAAAUUUUGGAACGAAAAGGUCUUGUAGAUGUUUAUUCAGAUUGGAGUGGACCAUGCACUGGAAUGGUGAGCAUUUUAAAAAAAAUAAAAAUGGAAAUUGGCGGUGAUUCAUUAAGCUAUGCGACGGCAAAAUGUGAUAAUAUUACUGAUCUUGCACGAUUCCGAGGUAAAAGUGAACCAACGUGGAUGUUUAUUCAUAACGGCAAAAUGGUAAAUUUAAUGUUUGGCGCUUACUGUCCGGAAUUACAAAAAAUGUUGACCGAUGAAAUUCAACGGGUUAAAAAUAAUGAGCCUCAUGAAUUUUGUAUUGAAGUAAGCGAAACAAGCCCAGAAGAAGAAAAUCGUUUAAAAGUACUUGAAGAGAAGCGUCUAGCUAAAGAAGCUGCUAAAAAAGCCCAAAAAGAGCAUCAAAUAAAAGCUCGAUAUGAAGCUGAGUUGAAUCAUUUGACGAGUUGCUUGAAAGACCAAACGUGUUUGAUACUUUAUCCGUGGGUCUUUAAAGACGAAGACGGUCACAAGCGAGAUAAAAAAUCAAGCUUACCAUACAUAGAUUUAAUUGAAAAUGUUCUUCCAAUUUAUUUCACAGUUGAACAAGAGUUACGUAAACAUUUAAAUGAAGAAAUUAUUUCAAAAAUUCUUGCUGAGUCUAAUUGGGAAAUAACCCCGGAUGUUAAGCAACUUUUAAUGGAUGGAAAGUGUAUGUUCAUGCGGGUAAAAUUUGUCAAAAAUGAUACGGAGUUAAGUACAGAAGAGAGUUUACUUAAUUUACUAUUUGGCGAGUCAAUUUUGCCAAAAUUAUCUGAUCAAUAUCAGGAAGGAUGGUACGCAUUAAAUUUAUCAAUUACUUUUGCAUUUAUUAUUAAACGUCAUAAUAAGCCAGCAUUUAUUCCUCUCGGCAAAGAUAGUUUUAUUUUUCCCGUUGUUUGGGCUCCGCCAAAUUUUAUGAAUAAAAUUAUAGUCUUCAAAACAAUAUUUAAAAAAUAUUUAGAUACUACAUUUCCCUAUGAAGACAAAACGGAUGCAACACCAAUUAUAGUUUUCAAAUUUGAUAGUACUCGAAAAAAUGAAUUGAAAGUUGUUUUAGAAAUGCAAGAAUCUGAAGUUGUUCAUUUUGGUAUUUUUGAAAGAGAUAAACCACCUGAAGCUAAACUUAUUGCGACAAGUAUUGACGAAUAUGAAGAAAAAGUUGAAGAAAAAACUGGAUACGAGACAUAUGUUUGCGUAGUUAAAAAAAUCGGCUCAGAAGCUUUUCUAACAUUUGCCGGAAUUGGUCCCUACCAUGUUAGUGAAAAUCCCGACAUAGCUAUCGAGGAAUCAAAAUUAUAUUUCCCAGACAUAAUUCCUGCUGAUGAUCAAUCUGAUGAUGAAGAAAAACCAGAAGAUCUAGACGGGCAAAGUGGAGAACAAACAGCCGAAAAUGCUAAUGGAUAG
Molecule: messenger RNA, 1536 nt
Organism: Cotesia congregata
Lineage: Eukaryota; Metazoa; Arthropoda; Insecta; Hymenoptera; Braconidae
Source: the annotation of a GenBank genome assembly